Molecule: messenger RNA, 1374 nt
Organism: Coccomyxa subellipsoidea C-169
Lineage: Eukaryota; Viridiplantae; Chlorophyta; Trebouxiophyceae; Coccomyxaceae
Product: Flavokinase-domain-containing protein
Exons: 8
Coding region: 1-1164 (387 amino acids)
Biological process (GO): FMN biosynthetic process; riboflavin biosynthetic process
Molecular function (GO): riboflavin kinase activity
Source: RefSeq, a predicted model, not a curated record
AUGGACACUGUGAAAGCGGUUAUUUUGGACUUGGACGGUACACUCCUCGACACAGAAAGCUUGGUAUUGGAAGUAGCUCGUUCAGUCUUGGAGAAGCAUGGCCAAAAGCUUACUGCAGCAGUCCAGAAAGCUGCAAUUGGGCGCAAACCCAUUGACGCUUGGCAGGCCACUAUAGAUCUGCUGGACAUGCAGAACAUCACCGCUCAACAAUUGUUUGACGAGAGCGAGCCGUUUCUGAAGACAAGGUGGCAAGAUGCUCGGCUGAUGCCGGGAGCCGCAAGGCUGCUGUGGCACCUGCACAGCCAUGGAAUACCCCUUGCUCUGGCAACCAGUACACCGCGCGCAACGUACGAAAGAAAAAUGUCGGGGAAGGCAGCACAGGCUCUCACUGCUGUCUUCCAGACCACAAAGUGCGGUGAUGAGGUGGAGCACGGCAAGCCGGCGCCGGACUGCUUCCGAGCCACGGCGCAGAAGAUGGGCGUGGCCCCGGAGCAGUGCCUGGUGAUCGAGGACGCUCCCAGCGGCGUGCAGGCGUCCAGCGCGGCCGGCAUGCGCGUGGUGGUUGUGCCCAGCAUCAGGGACCUGGACGCAUACCCCAAGCCUGACCCCGGCUGCACAUCAGGCUGUAUCGCCAUCCUUCCGUCGCUCUUUGAUUUCCGGCCAGAGACUUACGGGCUUCCACCCUUUGAUGACUUCAUUUGCGGCGAGGUGGUCCCCAUACAGCCGCCUUGGCUCAUCAAAGGCACCGUUGUGAAGGGCUUUGGGCGCGGCUCUCGCGAGCUUGGCAUUCCCACUGCCAAUCUGGACAGCGAGUCACUUCAGGGCGCUCUUUCAGAGGCAGUAUCAGGUGUCUACUGCGGCUGGGCUAGCAUCGGCAACUCUGCCACAGUCUACAAGACCGCCAUGAGUAUUGGCUGGAAUCCCUUCUACAAGAACAAGCAGAAGACAGCAGAGCCUUGGCUGCUUCAUGACUUUGACAAAGACUUCUAUGGAGAGGAAUUGAGAGUUCUCGUGACAGGCUAUAUUCGGCCUGAAGCAAACUUUGAGUCUUUGGAGGCCCUCAUAGCUCGCAUUCACAAAGAUGCAGACGUGACGCGAGAAGCUUUAGAACAAGAGCAGAUGGCGUGCCUGACUACAGAUCCCUUUUUGCAGCCUGUUGUUUGAGAAUUUGAUCAAAGUCUUCGCCAGAUACUGCACUAUUCAACCAAAAUAUUGCAAGUUUUUCAGGAUGCAGUCAAGUCACGUGUACACAUGCGCCACAUGAUUAUUGUUGCUUUUCAAAGCGUAGCAUUCAGUUUUCAAAGCGUAGCAUUCAGUGCUUACACAGUGUACUGCUGCUACACAGUACUCUGCAGUCGAUGUAAUCUGCAGUCA